UUCCUUUAAAUAAGUGUCUUAAGUUACAAAGUAAAACUAAACAAACAUUUAGUGCAUAUAAAAUUGUAAUGUAUGACCCUCAAUUGCAGCGGAGCAGCACAAUAUCUAUAAAAAUUUAAGCCGAAAGCUGUGUCAUAUAUUUUACACACGUAUCAACUUAAAUGUUGUUACAUAAUCUACGGUAAAAUUGGAGCUUGCCUUGCAGUUACAUCAUAACAAAGACUAGAGUUGUUUCCCCUGUCCGGUACACAUGUUGUGAACAAGAUGUCAACUUUAUGUCGAGCGUUUCUUGUGAACAAAGCGAAAAUCCUGCAGUCAGCAUCAUCCGUGCUUGUGCGUGCAGGACAGAACAACUACUCAGAAUCCGGACCACAAUCACUGAUCGGACGAGAUUUCCUAACACUGAAGGACUUCACGCCUGCUGAAAUAAAGCAACUAUUAUGGACAGCAAAAGACUUAAAGACCAGAAUAAAAUUGCAGAAAGAGAUUGUCCGGCCAUUAAUUGGCAAGUCAAUCGCUAUGAUUUUCCAGAAGAGGAGCACAAGAACGAGACUUUCAACAGAGACAGGGAUGACUCUGCUGGGCGGCCAUGCUGCAUUCCUCGGACCGGACGAUAUCCACCUUGGAGUGAAUGAAAGCGUAAAAGACUCUGCUAGAGUGUUGACUAGGAUGUGUGAUCUCAUCCUGGCCCGUGUGUAUAGCCAGAAGGAUCUCGAUGACCUGGCUGAAGAAUCAUCUGCACCGGUCAUCAGCGGUCUGUCUGACCUCUACCAUCCUCUCCAGAUUCUAGCAGACUUCUUAACUCUACAGGAACACUUUGGUUACCUGCGUGGACUGAAGAUAGCCUGGGUUGGUGAUGGCAACAACAUCACUCACUCACUCAUGAUGGGUUGUGGCAAACUCGGCAUUGAUCUCUCCGUGGCAACGCCUAGGGGUUAUGAAUGUGAUCCAAAAGUUACCCAAGACAUGAUUAAUCUUGCAAGCAAGAAUGAUAUGCAGUUCCACACGACAAAUGAUCCCCUGGAGGCUGUAUACCGAGCUAAUGUGAUCGUCACGGAUACGUGGAUUAGUAUGGGCCAGGAGGAGGAGAAGCAGAAAAGACUGAAUGACUUUGCAGGAUAUCAAGUCACUAGAAAGAUGCUGAAAGAAGUGCACAAUGACUGGGUGUUUCUUCACUGUUUACCACGGAAACCAGAGGAAGUUGAUGAUGAUAUAUUCUACGAUAAACAUUCAAUUGUCUGGCAGGAGGCAGAAAACAGAAAAUGGACAGUUAUGGCUGUGAUGCUGCAUUUACUAACAGACUACACUCCUGCCAGCUACAUACCAAAGUUCACCCGAGGGGAAUGAUAACAGUUCUGAUUCUUCAGAUCAAAUCCAGAAACAUCCAGGGGAAACGAAGGGGAAAUGCUGAAUAUUACUACAAAUAUAUUCUUAUAAAAUAUGCAAAUGCUUGAAAAAACGUAUAUUUUUUAUUCAGUGAUUACACACGAUGAAAAACUAUUCUUUUUUUCCUUUCUAUGAUACAUCGAGUCAAAAGCUGCCACUGCCAAUCAAAAAUGUGUUUUCACAGUGAGACUUGGUAUUGCGAUCUUCCCGUCCCAACCAUUGCCUGACAACUGGUAUAUCAAAGGCUGUGGUAUGUGCUGUCCUGUUUGUGGGAAAUUACAUAUAAAAGAUCCCUUGCUACUACUAAAAUGAAAAAAUGGAGCAGGUUUCAUCUAAGACUUUGUGUCAAAAGUUACCAAAAGUUUGACAUCCAAUUGCCGAUGAUUAGUAAAUCCAUGUGCUCUAGUGGUGUCGUUAAAUGAUACAAACUUUGGUAUUGUGAUCUGUAACAUGCAGUGUCAAUCUUUGGAAGUGUGCAUAGUGGGGGAGCAGUCAUUGACCCAAUCUCGAACAAAUUCCUGCUGGUUUUCAGGCAAAGCUUGUGAAAUCUCGGGAAUUGUUGUGGCAUUUUGGAUGACAAAUAAUAAUGUGCUGCAUCUCUAAAGCCGUGAACACCCUAUGAGAGCAGGCAUGUGUGCAAAACAUUUAGUGGGUGGGAAUCUAGACUGGUGGGUAAAGUUUUUUAGUGGGGUUGGGUCAUACUCCCCCAGAAAAUACAUUAAAAACAAAACAUUUGCUUGGAGCAGGUUGUGUGUUUGAAUCCCCCAUUUAACAUGAUGUGAUGGUAGUACUAAACCAAAUAACUUCCGGCCCGGUCAAAGUUCAAGAUGCACCCAACUUUUGAUAGAGAAGUGAACACCGCAAGUCCUGUGAUUGGUGAUAAAUGUGAGUGUGUUGGUUGUAAAUAAAAUAGUUUCAUCUGGGCAAAAAAUGUAUGCAAUUUUAUUUAAUCUAGUGCUUGAAAUAUACCUGUAGAAAAAAGUCCUCCCAAUUUUGUGCAGAACUAGGGUAUUUAUAGACCCUACCCGUUAUUUCAGAAAUGAGCAGCUUGACCCCCAUUUUUUUCUGAUUCACUUUAAGGUGAGGGGUGGUAGUAUUUAUAUCUGUGGUGUUUAUGUCGAUUGAUACGCUGCAGGUAGGAGUUUUAGUCACAUAUGUUAGUAUUGUGUUCUAUGGGAUUUGAUUUGAAACAGCAUACCUAUCUGCACCUGUGUCUGGAUAGGUAUGGAUUGAAACAACCAUACCAUUAUGUAAUACAGGUUGCACUAUGAAAUCACACACUGAACCAUUUGUUUCUCUUAAUGAUAAACCAUUUAAUUAAUACCUCUUCACUGAUUUCAUUAUAGAUGUGGAGCUUACGAUAAACCAGUUUUAUCUCUGUGUAGAUAUAUGUAGUUUGUGAACAGUUUUCCUCCUUAGUGUGUUCAUUUGAAACAUCCAUACUUCUUCCUUUAGAAGUCAAAUUUAUAGUCUUGCUUGCUAUGCCACAUACUUCAAAGCCCCAACUAAGUUCUAACUUACUUUCUAUUGUAUUUAAAACCUCUGUGAUUGAUUUAUUUUUAAAAAAUCUAUUUUUAUUUUUAUUUAUUUUUAAUCCUUUUAAAAUGUUUACAAAGUGGAACCCGGAUUCUGCCUAGUAGCAAAAGUCUUUAUUUUGUGAAUUGGAUGUGGGUUUUUUUUACAAACAAUAUUUAAUCAUUCGAUAUUCAUUACAACUUUAAAAAAGAGACUCUUUUUUUCUCCCAGAGCAUUUCUUAUCAGAUAUUUACGCGAAUCUCAGAACAUAAAGAAUCUCAUUCUGAAGGAGUCGUUAAGAGGGUAGAUGACCAGUAUGUAAUACAAAAUGUCUCUUUACUUGCUCAAGCAUUUACAUUCACAAGAAAGAAAGAAAAUCACAAUGUUGAAUGAAUAAUCAAUUUUCAUAUAAUUUCAUGCAUUUAUUGUUUUGCUUAUUAAUGGAUUUCUUGGUAUACAAUUACUUGGUGCUUGGUAUCGGGCUGUUAUUUUGUGCUUUACAUCAGGUUUUGCCAUAAAUUAUUUGGUGCA
Molecule: messenger RNA, 3432 nt
Organism: Gigantopelta aegis
Lineage: Eukaryota; Metazoa; Mollusca; Gastropoda; Neomphalida; Peltospiridae
Product: ornithine transcarbamylase, mitochondrial-like
Exons: 10
Coding region: 265-1347 (360 amino acids)
Biological process (GO): L-citrulline biosynthetic process
Cellular component (GO): mitochondrion
Molecular function (GO): ornithine carbamoyltransferase activity; amino acid binding
Source: RefSeq, a predicted model, not a curated record